Molecule: messenger RNA, 3720 nt
Organism: Phialemonium atrogriseum
Lineage: Eukaryota; Fungi; Ascomycota; Sordariomycetes; Cephalothecales; Cephalothecaceae
Product: ARM repeat-containing protein
Exons: 3
Coding region: 282-3413 (1043 amino acids)
Biological process (GO): proteasome-mediated ubiquitin-dependent protein catabolic process
Cellular component (GO): GID complex
Molecular function (GO): protein binding
Source: RefSeq, a predicted model, not a curated record
AUUUGUCAACAGCAUCUGCAACGGCACGAGGCUCUUUGGGGGGUCAAGCACCAAAUACCGAGGGUUUAAAGAGGCCGUUGCUGGAAUACAUGAGUAUCUUGCCAUUUCGACAGCUUGAGACUGAUAUCGCGUAGUGACACCACCUGCCGCGCACCUCAUUGCCCCAAGUAGCACCAAGCAGCACCAAUCGCCUCCUACACUGACCUGCUUCUAUUCGACUCCCAGACUCGCACUCCCAGCUCCCUGGCGACACCCUUUCCCGUUUCUCCCCCGAGGCAGCAAUGUCGCUCCCCCAAAGCACCGCCAUCUUUGCGCAAAUCAGAAAUGCAAGAAGCCACUCGGAGCAGGCCGCCGCCCUGCGGUCACUCAAGAACGACAUCACGGGCCACCUGCAGCGGAAGGAGAAAUGGGUGGAAUCCGGCGUCCUCGAGCCCAUAGUCAAGAUCCUGCAGACCUCGAGGGCCCCCGCAAGCCAGAACGGGAGGGACUUCCGCGGGGCCGUCGCACAUGCGAGGAAGCUGUCGGACGAGGAGCAGGUUCGAUUGCAGGCUCUCCAGCUGUUUGCCAUCUUCGCCAACGGCGGACCCUCGUUUCUAUACCCGAUCCAAGCGGCCGAUGCGAUACCUGCCAUUCUGUCCAACAUAUCCCCCUUGGACAACCCUCCACAGAUCGUCGUUACCGCACUACGAGCCUUGAGCAAUAUCACCGAGGCGGUCGGCCUGGCCGCGCCAUCCUCGCUCGACACCACAUCCUUGGCAGAAUUGGUCUUCAAUCCUCUUGCCCUCGACGCAUUCCAUUCAAUACUAGGGUCAGAGUCUGUGACGACAGUAGGGCAAGAGCAGAAACGGCUGGUUGCAGGUCUGAUCGGAUGGUUGUGCCGGGCGGAUAAGCACCAGAAUGCAUUGGCCAACUACGGCAUCCUAGAUGCUCUGGCCACCAUGCUGGCGAGCUUUGUCGUCGCGCGUGGCGAGGUCGUUCCUGGGGCCGAGCAGUUGGGUCGCAGCGACGGCAUGACCGAGAUGAUACCGGAUCCUGCCCCGCCAGGCUCAAACCUCGCCGCCGUCCUGGAGGCCAUCUCCGCCAUCAUCUCCGAGUCGCGAUUCCGAACCUGCAUGCUAAUCUACUCUCCCGCCAUCAUGGCCGUCCUUCCCAAUGCCAUGUUCUCCCCCGUCAGGGGGUCGCGGACGGUCUGGCACGUUAUGGACAUGGCCGGGCUCACCAGCCUGCGAAAGAAGAUGCCGGAGGCGAUCGACUAUCUCCUCCCCGUCGUGCCCAUCUACCAAAUAAGGAGCGCGCCGUCCCAGAUGGCACAAUUUCCCCCGUUGGGCUUUUCCGCAUCCUCGGAGAACCUAGCUUCGAACGGGCGAGCCAGCGCGAAGGGGCUUUCGGGGUGGGAUGCCGCCCGCUUCGGCGCCUCCGGCGCCCCUGCCUCCAACGGAGACGCGGACCUAGACGAGGCAGAGAGCCCGCUCAUCCCGUGGCUAAUCCACCUGGUCAGGUCAACGGGCGGUCUUGAGCGAGUCAUGGCCGCGUCGGUUCUGGCGUCUUUAUUCAAGGCCGGAUUUGCGAGCCCGGACAGAGAGGCUGCCAUUGGGAACCUGGUUGUCCCUGUCCUCUGCCGGCUCAUCAAGGAGACCAUGGCUACGUCGACAUCUGACGACGCCUGCCUCGUCGACUCGCGUGACACCCUCAGCUGGGCCAUACUAGAGCGCACGCCAACCGUUCUAGCCCGCCUGAUUGCGGGAAGCGAGCUUCUCCAGGUUUGCGCCUACGAUUGCGGGGCCGUCAAGACCGUCUGCAAACUACUUGUCGAGUCGUACGAGCCCAUGCCAGAGCAAUCACCGCCGAGACCGUGGUCUCCAGAUGCAGACGUGUCUGAAGGCGCAGGGAGGGGCGCGGCCUUCUCGGCAUCCCGCAUGGGCAAGCAGGGACAUGUGCCCCUUUACUCUCACCGCGUCAACACGCGGGAGGCUGCCCUAAAGCUCAUAGCCGCCAUGAUCCCCUUCAAGGAGGAGAUCCGCAUGAGCUUUGUCGAGCAGGACGUCAUGCCCUAUGUCGCCGAGUCUCUGUCACCGUCCCCGGCGAAGCCCAGGCAUAGCAAGGAGCGGGCGAAGCCAGAAAGGGGAGCCGGAGGCGGCGGAAGUCCCGCUGAGACUUCGCCCUGCGGCCUCAAUCCCAACUCGGUUAUCAUCGCGGCAUGUCAUGUUAUCAGACUACUAAGCCGGUCGAUUUCCAUACUACGCACUUCUCUAGAGGAUCACGGAGUGGUCAUGCCAAUUUUCAAGCUUCUGCGGCACUCGGACAAGGAUGUACAGGUGGCUGCCUGCGCAGUAUCGUGCAACCUGGUCCUGGAGAUGAGUCCCAUGAGACAGCCGCUCAUUGAGCUAGGAAUUGUCAAGAUCCUUUGCGAGCACGCUCACUCACUAGAUGCCGAGCUGCGACACAACGCGAUGUGGGCACUGAAGCAUCUGGUUCUGGAGGUCGACAACGAUCUGAAAAAGCAAUGCUUGGAUGAGCUCGAGUCGGGGUGGCUCGUACAGCUGAUAUGCGACGACACGGAAGACGAGGCAUUAUUCGCACGACUCAGGCGCGAGCGACAGAUCCGGGAAGAGGAUGAGGAUGACGACAACGAUGACGACGAGGAUGAGGACAUGGACUUGGAAGGCUUGGAGGAGGAGAGCAGGCCGUGGCUCUGGCCCGCUCUCUACAGGACAAAGUCGACACGGUCGACGUCACAGAGGAGCCAUUCGGCGCGGGUGCAGAGGGCGGAAAGAAAACUUACAGCGCUUCGCGAGGCGGAGCUGAACCCGGUUAGGAAGGCCCGUAACGACGAUCUCGCGAUCCAGGAACAGGGAUUGAACUUCAUCAGGAACCUGAUCGGACCGCCGGCGUCUUCGGGGGCCGCGUUGGAGACGCUCCGCGAACUUGCCGAGAUGGUCGACUACGUCUUCAACGAGCUCGGGCAGGACCGGCUCUUCGAGAUUCUAGCGUCCAAACUCCGGGUCAAGGUGCUGCACGCGUUCGACAGGCGGCACGGGCGGGGCCGGGAGACCAGGGUGCUGUACCCGCAGCCCCGCGUUAUCGAGGCAGUGGUGUGCAUCCUGUCGCACAUGGCGGCGAGCAUCCCGCGGCACCGGCAGCUGGUGACGGCGCAGACGGAGCUGCUGAAGCUCCUGGGCGGAUACUUUGGCAGCAAGGACAUCAGCGUGCGGCGGGCGCUGUGCCACCUCCUGACCAACCUCGUGUGCAAGGACGACCCGGACGACGCGCAGGCGUGCGCGCAGCGGGCGCUGGAGCUCAAGAAGCUGGGGUUCCUGUCUAAGCUGGAGGUGCUGGAGCACGACGACGGGGAGCUCGACGUCCGUGAGAGGGCCAGAUCUGCGGCGUGGUCGAUGAAGCAGAUGCACCAAUAGGGGUCGAAUGACACCCCCCCUUUCUCUCCCUUUCUUGGCCCACCGCGGAGAUGGGGUGGUCUCCGGGCACCGGUUUGGCAGGCAGUACAUAGAUAGUACAUAGUACGAUAAGUGUGUGGUGGCGGUUUUAGUUGGACAUGGCGCACUUUGGUGUGGAUCACGAGGACGAUCUGCCCUCGGCGCCAGCAGGGAUAGGGACUCGGAGAAGAGGCGGGGGCGGAGAAGGGAAUGACUAAUUGAUUGUUUAGUGUACCGUACUUUAAGCCGCAUUAGCAUUAGUAAAGAGAACAGACUUUGUAGAUGAGGC